Molecule: messenger RNA, 4024 nt
Organism: Melospiza melodia melodia
Lineage: Eukaryota; Metazoa; Chordata; Aves; Passeriformes; Passerellidae
Gene: KCTD7
Product: potassium channel tetramerization domain containing 7
Exons: 6
Coding region: 390-1259 (289 amino acids)
Biological process (GO): positive regulation of transporter activity; membrane hyperpolarization; protein homooligomerization
Cellular component (GO): plasma membrane
Molecular function (GO): protein binding
Source: RefSeq, a predicted model, not a curated record
GCGGGCAGCAGGUGAGCGCGGGCGGGGACAGCCGGCCCCGCUGCCCUCAGCCCUCCCUCAUCGCCUGCCUCCAUCCCCGGCUGGGCUCCGCUACCGACCCGCGGCAGGAGGACUCUGCUCCUGUCAGCACAGCUCUGUUUCACUGCUCCCUGGGUGAACAGGUGAAGCCAGCCCAGAGAGAGACUUCACUCACCUUUUAAUGAACAUCAGAAAACAGGUUCAGCUGGUCACUCAUUGAUCUUUUUAUUGCCACUCCUGGUUCUCCAAAUCCUGCUCUCAUCAUGGCCUAAACCUCUUUAUUGAGGGGUUCUUCUGUGUGGAUGUUCCAAUGACACAGAAGCAGUGCCACGGCCUCCUACCCGGCAGAGCUGCUCCCCAGAGCCAGAGGGAUGGUGGUAGUCACGGGGCAGAGCAAAGCGAGUGCCACCCCGGAUGAUGCCAUGUCGAGCUCGGAUGCAGAGGAUGAUUUCCAAGAGCCGGCCACUCCCACCGCCACCCAGGCAGGACAAGCGCUACCUCUGCUGCCCCAGCAGUUCCCAGAAGUUGUCCCACUGAACGUGGGGGGGAUGUUCUUCACCACCAGACUGUCCACGCUGCGCAGGUACGAGGACACCAUGCUGGCAGCCAUGUUCAGUGGCAGGCACUACAUCCCCACAGAUGCUGAGGGCAGGUACUUCAUCGACAGGGAUGGCACCUACUUUGGAGACAUACUAAACUUCCUACGGUCGGGUGAGCUGCCCCCCCGAGAGCGAGUGAGGUCAGUGUACAAGGAAGCUCAGUAUUAUUCCAUAGGACCCUUGCUAGACAAUCUAGAGGAUAUCCAGCCUCUUAAAGGAGAAAAAGUUAGACAAGCUUUCCUGGGCCUAAUGCCAUAUUACAAAGACCACCUGGAGCGGAUCAUCGAGAUCGCCAAGCUGCGGGCCAUGCAGAGGAAGGCCAGGUUUGCCAAGCUCAAGGUGUGCGUGUUCAAGGAGGAGAUGCCCAUCACUCCCUACGAGUGCCCCCACUUCAACUCCCUGCGCUUCGAGCGCAGCGAGAGCGAGGCCAAGCUCUUUGAGCACCACUGCGAGGUGGACGUGUCCUUCGGGCCCUGGGAGGCCGUGGCCGACGUCUACGACCUCCUGCACUGCAUCGUCAGCGACCUGUCGGCGCGCGGCAUCACCGUGGAGCACCAGUGCAUCGGCGUCUGCGACAAGCACCUCAUCAACCACUACUACUGCAAGCGCCCCAUCUACGAGUUCAAGAUCACUUGGUGGUGACUGGGGGCACAGAGAAGGGUCAGGGGACUGCCACAGGACAGAUGUGCUUUCAGGGUCACCUGGUGGUGGCACAUCGAGGGGUGAGAGGACUUCUAGAGGAUAAAUGUUCUUUCUAAGUCGCCUGGUGGUGGGUUGUGGUGGCAAAGAGGGGUGAGAGGACUUCUAGAGGACAAACGUUCUUUCACCAUCGCCUUGUGGUGAGUGUGGUGGCACUGAGGGCUCCUAAAGGACAAAUGUUCUUUCAAGAUCACCUUGUGGUGAGUGUGGUGACACAUCAAGGAGUGAAAGGACUUCUAGAGGAUAAAUGUUCUUUCAAGAUCAUUGGUGGCGAGUUGUGGUGGCACUGAGGGGUGACAGGACUUCCAGAGGACAAAUGUUCUUUCACCAUCGCCUUGUGGUGAGUGUGGUAGCACUGCGGGGUGAAAGGACUUCUAGAGGACAAAAUGUUCUUUCAAGAUCAUUGGUGGUGAGUUGUGGUGGCACUGAGGGCUCCUAAAGGACAAAUGUUCUUUCACCAUCGCCUUGGGGUGAGUGUGGUGACACUGAGGGGUGAGAGAACUCCUAAAGGACAAAUGUUCUUUCAAUAUCAUGUGGUGGUGAGUGUGGUGGCACUUAAAAAGGGUGAAAGGACUCCUAGAGUACAAAUGUUCUUUCAAGAUCAUCUGGUGAUGAGUUGUGGUGGCACUGAGGGGUGAGAGGACUCCUAAAGGACAAAUGUUCUUCCAACAUUGUCUUGUGGUGAGUGUGGUGGCACAAUAAGAGGUGAAAGGACUUUUAAAGGACAAAUGUUCUUUCAAGAUCACCUGGUGAUGAGUUGUGGUGGCACUGAGGAGUGAAAGGACUUCUAGAGGACAAAUGUUCUUUCAAGAUCACCUGGUGAUGAGUGUGGUGGCACUUACAGGACAAAUGUUCUCGGCAGUUGCCUUGCUGCUCACAUUCCUUGGGAUCAGCCUGCUGGCAGGGGUUGGGAAAACCUCUGGAAACUUGACAAACCAGCCUGAACUCAGACUGUUGGCUCAGGUACCUUAACGAGGCACAAAACAAAAUCACCUCAUGCAAAGGAUGGAGGGGAGUGGCUGAACAUCUGCUCAAGGGUGCCACCAACCACGUGGCUUCAGGAUGGAAUUGCAGAUUUUUCCUGCAUUUUUGGGAAUCUGGGGUGCUACUAAAGCUGACAUUUCAGUUUUACCCUCUUAGAAAUGUUUUAGUUCCUCCUUCAGCUUUAUAAAGUUUGAGUCACACCCAACACAAAGAUCUGGAAAUGUCAUUUUGAUGUACUAGAUAAUUAAAAAAAAAAGGAAUAUUCCUUAUAUAUAAUUAAUUGUUGUCAGGGUUAAGCUGUAUUUCUUUUUUAAUUAAGAAUCUACGUUGUGAAUUAUAAUGUUGUACUUCAAUUAUUUCUGUUGUUAUCAAAAGGAAUAGAAGAUCUGGAAUAUCUUCCUUAAUGCUUUUAGGAAUAAUAACUGUUCAUGGAAGACUUGUGCCUGUUUUUAGCCUUAGAAAUUUUAAAUGUUUACAAUAUCUACAAAAAAAAAAAAAAGCUCUUUAGAAUCAGGUUAUUUGCAAAGGCUUUUGGUAAAUGAGAAAACCCUGUCUGUAUGUUCCUAUUAGCAGCAGUAAGAGGAAUAUUUAAUGUAUAUUAUUUUAUUACUGACUCUUUUUACAUUCUGUGAUAUUCAACUUUAUUUUAGACUUAAAGUCAGAUGAUAUUAGACGACAAGUGCUUCCUUCACCUCACCUUUUUUAGACAAUUAAAUCUUAAUUUUAUCCUUCUUCUUGACCCUUCUUGGUGUCAUAGGAGGAAAAACAAAAUUCAAACUUCAUAUUCAGAUACUUCUCCACUCUAAAGCAGUAGGAAAUUCCUUUCCACGCUGGAAGAGGCAGCCACUGCAGAAUCAUAUUUUCUUUGGAAGGUCUUUUUGUACUUCUGACAUCAGCAACCACAUCCCAAAUUUCAACUACUGAAUUCAGCCCAAAACUGAGAGGGAGAAAAGUCUGAAAAUCUUAUUGUUUUGUGAAGUACAGAAAACCCCAACCCCCUUGAAGUGGCUUCAAAAUAAUCUUAAAGAGAAAGAAAAAGGAAAUAUUUGUAUAUUGCAUUCCAUUGGAUUAAUUAAAAAGCUAAUUACUGAUGUAAUUAAAGGUUUUGUAGCUUCAUUUUACCCUGGACAAUUUAUAGACCCCACUGGCUUUAAGUUGUGGUUGGCAUUACUGAGCCCUGAAGAUUUUUAGGUUUUCACAACUGCACAGAGAACCCAAGAUAGUUCUAAAUUUUGGGCUAUGACAAAAAAAAUCCCUCCAGUCUUUGAUUAUCUUUCUGCAAAUAAGCAGAUUUCAGAGGAUAAUUCUAUCUCCUGUAUAUAAUUCUCUAACUGGAAAUCACUUUCCAGAACAGCAGUUCAUAGUUCAUUUUACUUACACGAGCUUAGGAUAAGUUUACCUCCACUUUCACUGUGACUUUUCUAAAUGGAUUUUGUUUUGCUGAAUUAUAAAUUGUAUGUGUCUAUGCAUUGUAACCCGUAAUGCCUUUGAAAAUCCAGCCUGGAUGCUAAUGAUCAGGGUUUGGAAUUCUCUCCAAAUGUGUUUUGUUAAUAAUUAUGUUGAUGUGUGAUGUUCAAUACUGUGAGUACUGCAGUGUAUUAUUUCUUAGUACUUUUGACUUUUCAGUUCAGGUAAUAUAUAAUCUGUAUGUUUUUUAUUUAAAACACAUAGAAGAAAACGUGGAUAUAAAGGUUGUGUUGUGCAAUAAAUUAUGAUACUGAAAA